This is a messenger RNA of Volvox carteri f. nagariensis, 1503 nucleotides long. RefSeq lists its product as uncharacterized. The transcript is spliced from 9 exons. Lineage: Eukaryota; Viridiplantae; Chlorophyta; Chlorophyceae; Chlamydomonadales; Volvocaceae. The record is from RefSeq and is a predicted model, not a curated record. Bases 1 to 1503 code for a protein of 500 amino acids.
AUGCAGGAUGAUGCCGUACUGUUCAUCGGCUUCCACCCAGAGGAGCUCGACGUUGUACGGCAACGGCUUCCUGAGGUUGCAUCACUAGCAGCGGAGGAUGGCGGCAGCGGCGCCGCCACUGCGCUCGUGGACGUUACAUACGAUAUGCUGUCAUGUACCGUACGUGAUGUACUUACGGCCGGGGCGACGGCCGCCGCUGGCUCGUACGGCACAUCCGCGGACCGUGUCGCUGCCGUCGCGGUGGGCCGCGUCGUGCUGCUUGUCGGUCCGGCGGCACGGGAGCUCGGCGGCCAGCUGAACGAUGCGCUGGCAGAGUGGGGGGUGGUGCCUGCACUGAUUGCCGCCUACCAGCCCCAGCACGAGCACACGCCGCUGAGGCAGCUGGUGGCCUUCCUGCGGGACUCCCACGCCGCCUACUACGGCCUGCUGCAGCCCGUGCGCGUGGAGCAGCAGCCGCGAUGGCCCAAAGCCGGAAACGGCGGCGAUGACAGUGAAGUUGCCGCUGCCACUGCCGGAGUCCCCACCGCAGAAGUCGCAGUGGCCGGUGGCAGCGGCGGCAGCAGCGACGAGGCGGCGGACGCGGCGGCUGGAUGUGAUGCUGCUGGUUGUGGUCGCUACCGUCGCGAUGCGGGUCAUGUGGUGGUGCUAGACGGGCUGUUGUCGGUUUCGGAGCGCCAGCAGCUGGUGGAUUGGCUGACGUCACCCCAACAUAACCACGCGGGGCCACCGCCGCUGGACAAGUGGGAGAUGGUGUGCGUGGACAGGGAGGGUGCCCGACCCACCUGGGGUCUGCAGCCCCACAUGUUGUCGGCGCUCCGAGACCAGCCGCCGCCGCCUGUGGUGGCCUUACAAACCCGCCUGGCGGCUCUCUACCCCGAGUACGACAUCUGCCACAUGCCUGCCGACCAAAUUUCCGACGAGUACGGCGCUGGUGGCGACGGUACGGACGGCGACGGCGACAGCACGCCUCUGAGCUCGUUUGUGGCCAAUGCGGUCAUGGUGGGGGACCCGUGCGCCUGGCAUGUGGACGCCGAUCCCACCAGCGUGCCCCCGCACUCUCCCUGGGUGCACAACUUUGGUUACUACCAUAACAGGGAGCUCUGUCGGCCGCUGUUCGUGAGUGUACUGCUGUACCUCAAUGCGUCCUGGCCCGAGGACUGUCACGCCGAGACCCUGUUUUUGGAUCCGGAGACGCAGCUGGGCCUCUUCGUGCGGCCCGUGCCUGGCAGGGUGGUGCUCCUGGAGCAGGAUCUGCCGCACCGCAUCUCCGCCCCCUCCCUGGAGGCUCCGGGACCCCGCUACUCGCUGGUGUGGAAGCUGGUGUUUGUCCCCAGGGAUACAGCCGGGGGCCCACCCGGAGGGCUUCCAUCUGAGCACGUCCCCGGCAGUAGCAACAGUGGACUUAGCGGUAGUGCUAAGGGCAAGGAGCUUGGGCGAACACAACAGCAGAGACAGGAGGACGGGGAGGUUGGAACAGGUUGCGUGAUGGCGUCCACCGUUUAG